Molecule: messenger RNA, 748 nt
Organism: Corticium candelabrum
Lineage: Eukaryota; Metazoa; Porifera; Homoscleromorpha; Homosclerophorida; Plakinidae
Exons: 1
Coding region: 140-613 (157 amino acids)
Source: RefSeq, a predicted model, not a curated record
AUGAUGGACGGCAUGAACACGUAACGAAGCAAAUCUUGCACUGCUUUGAGUCACACUUAACUCAAGACGACACUACGUAGAUGUUCUGUAGCGAAGACUACGGAGACUGACACAGACGCUAGUGAGCUAGCGUUGUCUGAUGACUCAAAUCGAGAUUGAUGGUGUGCGUAUUACUAUCAGACCCAUACUAACCACGUCACAGAAGAACUUCAAACAGCUCAAUCAUUACAAGACCAUUACUUCUCAGAGCAAUACGCAACCACAAUGUACCAUCACGAGAGAGGAUGUUAGUCUACUAGGAAGUCGUUGUUUUCUUCUUCAUGGCCUGUUAACAGCAGAAGAGUGUCGUUUCUACAUCGACAAGACGGAGAGAAUUGGCUAUUCGAGUCUCGCCAAUUUGUUUGAGACUGAAUAUCGUUCAAAUGACGGAUUGUUGUCAAUUAGUGAAGAGUUGGCUGCCGGAAUUUACAGUCGCCUGGAGCCUUACUUGGAGCGUAGAGACAUUCUCCGCAUUCGACCAGUGGGAUUUGGUAAUCAGGGCACUUGGAAACCGCGCAGACUUAACGAAUGCUUCAAAUUUGGAAAAUCUGAGUAUGAAAUGAAUCUUGUCUAGUAGAUAAUUAAUUGAAUAACAUCUUUGUUAUUUCUUUUUUGUAUAAUUUAGAUGGCAAAUAAUUGUGUAACAAUUGUGAAUUAUCUAAUGUCACACUUUGUUGGUCAGCAUGGGCAAUUUUCUGAUAAAGUUAUU